AUGUCUUUUAAGUAUUCGGUUCUGCUGAUCACUUCCCGGGUCGAACUUACGAAUUUGAAAUGCAUUCCCUUAGACGAAAAAUUUGCAGCAUUUGAUUAUUGUCGGAUCAAGUCUGUCAAUCGGUCUUUCAAAUAUAUAUCAUUGAAAGUUAAACUCUUCGAAGUGCCAAUUACAAAUAUAACGGUAAACGUAUCUUGUCUAAAAAAGUUAAAUGGUUACAAACCAUUUCUGUACAAUGUCACCUUUGAUGCAUGCAAGUUUUUGUCCUCGAAAAAUAAGAAUCCUUUGAUUAAAUAUUUCUACAGUUUUAUUUCCGAGCAUUCCAAUAUGAAUCACAGUUGUCCAUAUAGUCACGAUCUACUUGUUGAUAAGGUGUCAAUUGGACUUUUGAAUCAUCAACUUACUGAGGUUUUACCAGUUCCUGAGGGAGAUUAUGCUGUCUACACUAGUUGGUAUGCAUAUGGCAAGAACCGAGCUGAUGUCCGAGCCUAUGGGACGAUAUCUUAA
This is a messenger RNA of Drosophila willistoni, 507 nucleotides long. RefSeq lists its product as uncharacterized. The coding region runs from base 1 to 507 and encodes 168 amino acids. Lineage: Eukaryota; Metazoa; Arthropoda; Insecta; Diptera; Drosophilidae. The record is from RefSeq and is a predicted model, not a curated record. The transcript has 4 exons.